Molecule: messenger RNA, 2115 nt
Organism: Necator americanus (New World hookworm)
Lineage: Eukaryota; Metazoa; Nematoda; Chromadorea; Rhabditida; Ancylostomatidae
Exons: 17
Coding region: 1-2115 (704 amino acids)
Cellular component (GO): nucleus
Source: RefSeq, a predicted model, not a curated record
AUGAACGGAACCACGCUCAGCUCGGCAAUUUACUAUCCGAACUCACCGCUUUCGCUAUGGGUUCCGCAUCAAAAUCGUGAUAUAUUCGGGUCAGAGCGACAUGAAGCACAAUGCAGUUGCGUGAGCGCCUGCGUUCGAAGCGGUGCGGUGGAGAAAGCGGUUGGAAUCGAGGUUGGACAAUGGCGAACAGCAGAGAUGGGUGGCGGGCAGGCGAUAUUCUAUAGCUGGAAUGGUUAUCGCGGCCCAGGCACGGUCUGCCAGGCAUCUCACACCUUCGAUAGGACUAAUCAAUCAUCGAGUGCCUGGCAACAGUAUCAUACUAAAAUGCGUGGUGAAACAUUCUACUGUAUCGACGAGUACUGUACCAGCAUGGAUCUGGUAACCGUUAAAGAUGACUGUCAAUCGGAAACAGCUUUGUCGCAACCAACUACAGAAGAUUACGAAGAGAUUCGCGAGCUCCGUUCAUCAAAACUUGAUGGAAAGGACCUACCUCAGGAGCUGUGCAUGUAUAAAAGACCUAUUCAUUCAUCCGAAAUCAAUGGCUGCGUCAUAGUGGAUACGUGUGCCGUUGUGGGAGAUCCAGAACUUAUCGAAACCAGUGCUACAAAUAAAAUUUUUGUUAUGGUUCCUUUCCCCGUGUUAAAAGAACUGGAUAAACUGCACAAACACAGUAGGAGUCCUGGUCUAAGGAAGAGAGCUCAGUUUGCAAUGCAAUGCUUGAGGAAGUGGGUUUCGAAUCCAUACGUUUUUAUGGAGUCUUCAUCUGAGUCACAAGAGAAAGUCAGUGGUUUUGUGGCUGCACCCAAUGAUAACGACGAUCUUAUUUUGAAGUGCGCGUAUCGUAUCCAAACGGGACUGCCGGAAACUUGCCCUCUGGUGAACCGAAUUUAUUUUGUCACCAAUGACUCCAAUCUUUCCUUGAAAGCGACCGCUCACGGUGUCUUAAACUUCACAACCCAAGACUACUUCACUUCACUCCGGAGGUUAGGGCUCCUCCGUACAACCUGUGCUGAAGAAGAGCCAAUGGAGGUUGAUCCGAUACCCCAAUCGGUAUCGUCUAAACACCUUAAUGUUAAAUCAAGUGGCAAAAGCGAUACCAAGAGGAACCAACUUUAUUCCGAAGAUCUAAUGAGCAGACCGAUAAACCUCCAAAUCCAUAAGCGAAGUAGUCGUAAGAAACGAAAGCCGAAGAAACAUGACGAUUAUCUUCAGAGCCGUGGAGUAGAAAAGAAAACUCGCUGUGAACCAUCAUAUGCCAAAAAUCACGAUGCUACUGCUGGUUCAACGAAUGAGGGUGGUGAAAUUCGUGGUAAUUAUGUGGCUGAAUCUGUCUCCAAUAUCACAGAAAGGAAAGAUAGUAGGAGAACUUAUCGCGAUUCUUCUUAUCUCAGUGUGCAAUCUGGCUUCCAUCGACCGACAGCACCGCAACGACGUUACUCUACCGAAAGGUCCUUGAGUACUACACCGCGCUGUUUUAAGAGUUUGUCGGAACCUGUUGCAAACACGCAACAAUUCCGUACCGAAAGAUUCCACAUGGAUCGAGAAAUUCCACGAUCUAAGUAUCAAGAUGGACAGUGUCGAGGAUAUCCGAAGCGAUACGAACAUUAUGAAAGUAGGAGCAUUCGUACGCCUACCGAGAGGAUGGGAAGGUUGUCCAUCGUGAACCAGCCAUACCAAGGUGUUGCAGUUGUGAGAGCCCAGAACUCACGCAAACAGACUAGCGCUGCUCGAGACGUUUCGAACUCAUUUAUUUCAACUCCUGAGUAUGUACUAAAGAAAUUUUUGAGCAUCUGGAAUGGGCUAACUGAGAAAUUUGUUGACAAGAUUGAACGAGGUCUUUCCUCGGAGAAGGUUCGAGCAGAUAUCAGAGGUUUGUGGAAGUGUGCGGCUAGGUUAUGCGAAAAAACGGACCUGGACAGCUUCAAAGAACUCGUCGAGCUGUCAACAUCUCUGUAUUACUUCAUAACGUCUGAUCCAGCUUAUCAAGAUUUGAAGUUUGCGCCGCCAGCUUUGUCAAGUGGUCUUCAGAUGAUGAUGAACAAAAGCUCAGCCGCAGCUGUUGAACUUGUAGAGUCGAUUACACGCUUUUUAAAUGAUCCGCGAGUGUUAGUUUGA